UUGUUCUUGAAAUGAAAACCAAAAGUUAUCUUGAAUAUUGAUGACGCUGGAUAAUCAGGUUUAAUUAGAGUGAGGUGCGGACUGCUGAUGUCACCAGAAAAGCAGGUUUAAUUAGAGUGAGGUGAGGAUGUAUAUUUCUUCUUCCAGAGACAGCCUCCCCACUCACCACCUCAAUCCCUCCUCUGUCAACUAGGAUUACAGCAGCCUUACACCGGCUAGUCUUUUAUGAAUUCUGAAUUCAAUUCUGAGGACCAAGGAUACAGCAUUUAAUGAAAAAUUUAUGCUUAAGAAGUAAAAAUGGCAGGCUUCCUAGAUAAUUUUCGUUGGCCAGAAUGUGAAUGUAUUGACUGGAGUGAGAGAAGAAAUGCUGUGGCGUCUGUUGUAGCAGGUAUAUUGUUUUUUACAGGCUGGUGGAUAAUGAUUGAUGCAGCUGUGGUGUAUCCGAAGCCAGAACAGUUGAACCAUGCCUUUCACACAUGUGGUGUAUUUUCCACAUUGGCUUUCUUCAUGAUAAAUGCUGUCUCCAAUGCUCAGGUGAGAGGUGAUAGCUAUGAAAGUGGCUGUUUAGGAAGAACAGGUGCUCGAGUUUGGCUUUUCAUUGGUUUCAUGUUGAUGUUUGGGUCACUUAUUGCUUCCAUGUGGAUUCUUUUUGGUGCAUAUGUUACUCAAAAUACUGAUGUUUAUCCGGGACUAGCUGUGUUUUUUCAAAAUGCACUUAUAUUUUUUAGCACUCUGAUCUACAAAUUUGGAAGAACUGAAGAGCUAUGGACCUGAGAUCACUUCUUAAAUCACAUUCUCCUUUUGUUAUAUUCUGUUUGUAGAUAAGUUUUUUUCUCUCUGAGUACACAUUGCCAAAUGGAGUAGACUGUACAUUAAAUGUUUUGUUUCUUUACAUUUUUAUGUUCUGGGAUUUGAAAUCGUUUUAUGACAUUUCGUUCUUUUUCAUUGCAUAGACUGUUAAUAUGUAUAUAAUACAAGAGUAUAUGAAUUGGAUAAUGAGUAUCAGUUUUUUAUUCCUGAGAUUUAGAACUUUAUCUGUUCCGUGAGCGGGGGUUAUAUCAUCAUGUCAUUUUAGAAGUAACCACUUUCUCUCUGGCUGGGCGUGGUGACUCAAACACCUGUAAUCCCAGCACUUUGGGAUGCCAAGACAGGCAGAUUACCUGAGGUCAGGUUUGAGGCCAGCCUGGCCAACAUGGCGAAACCCUGUCUACUAAAAAUACAAAAAUUAGCUGGAUGUGGUGGUGGGCGCCUGUAAUCCCAGCUACUUGGGAGGCUGAGGCAGGAGAAUUGCUGGAACCCUGGGGCGGAAUUUGCAGUGAGCUGAGUUUGCACCACUGCACUCUAGCCUGGGUGACAAAGUGAAACUCUGUCUCAAAAUAAAUAAAUAAAUAAAUAAAUAACCACUCUUCUCUCAGUAUCUCUAAUUUCUCAAGAUGUGCAAAAAAUAUAGCUUCAUAUAUCUGGAAUGAGCACUGAGCCAUAAAAGGUAUUUCAGCAAGUUGUAAUUUAUUUUGGCCUAAAAAUAAGGUUUUUUUUGUAAAGGAAAAUGUUUGUUCUUAUGUAUUGAAGAAGUGUACUUUUAUAUAAUGAUUUUUUAAAUGCCCAAAGGACUAGUUUGAAAGCUUCUUUUAAAAAGAAUUCCUCUAAUAUGACUUAAUGUGAGAAGGGAUAAUAGAUGAUCAAAUAAACUCAGUUUUUUAUGGUUACUGUAAAAAGACUGUGUAAGGCAGCUCAGUACCAUGCUUCUCAUAAAAGCAGCUUAAAUUAUCCACUGGGGUUAUCUUUUGACAACCUGCCAUUAUCUGAUGUUACACAAUUCAAUAGCAAGCAAGUUUGAGACAAUCGCAGUUUAAAAGCGUGAACCAUAUAACAAAAAGUGGAACAGUUAAAGCACUUCUUCCCAAAGGAAAUUAUCAGCUAGUGAAAAAUUAGGCAUUUCAUCUCAGUUACCGACUGCAAGUCUCUCUUCGCUCUAGCUCUCAAGCUUUGGGUGAAUGUUCCUGCGAAAUAUAUCUUCAACUUGAAAGUUCAUACUCCAAUCAAAAACUCCUUUUACUGAGUUUGCAGUACUGUAUUUGCACUGUUUGUAUUCCUCUGGGCCUUUAUUGCUACUUUUGCUUUCCUUUGUUACACAGAUUUUGUGUUGCACUUUGUUCUCCAGCGGGGUGUUGUAGAGCCUUGGUUGUAUGAAUAAUACCAGCGGUAGUGUCCACAGCUCACAUGCAGGCCCAUUUGGCAUCACUCCUCUCCUCUCUCUCAGAGGAUUUAUUGUGCACAGAGUAUGAAGCAGUUGUGGAGCGCUGUGCCUUUGUCAAGAUACCAUCUUGUUUGAUGACUUCUUUCUUUGCUGUUUUUCUUCAAAAUGUUAGCAAGCUGUGUCAUGCCUCUAGCAAAUUGUAAGACUAAUGAUUUGUUUCCACCCUCACAACUUGUUGCAAUAAAUACUACUUUUCAUGCAGUU
Saimiri boliviensis boliviensis (Bolivian squirrel monkey) is the source of this 2461-nucleotide messenger RNA. NCBI's taxonomy places the organism in Eukaryota, Metazoa, Chordata, Mammalia, Primates, Cebidae. The record is from RefSeq and is a predicted model, not a curated record.